This is a messenger RNA of Aspergillus caelatus, 956 nucleotides long. RefSeq names its product SDR family NAD(P)-dependent oxidoreductase. Gene Ontology annotation, molecular function: oxidoreductase activity. Bases 1 to 777 code for a protein of 258 amino acids. The transcript is spliced from 5 exons. The record is from RefSeq and is a predicted model, not a curated record. NCBI's taxonomy places the organism in Eukaryota, Fungi, Ascomycota, Eurotiomycetes, Eurotiales, Aspergillaceae.
AUGGCGAACUCUCUGAUCGGAAAGAAUGCUGUGGUCACGGGUGGCUCACGAGGUAUCGGUGCCGCUAUCGCCAUUGAGCUCGCUCGACGAGGGGCGUCAGUUAUGAUCACCUAUGUGUCAUCCGCCAAAGCGGCGGAAAGCAUAGCCGGUGAAAUCAACAGCCAAGGCUCCGAUGUUAGUGGGUAUGCAAUUCAAGCAGACAGUUCUAAGGCCAUGGAAGCGGCCCUGCGUAUUGUUGCUGAGUGCAGGAAGCGAUUUCCCGAGGGCAUUGACAUAAUAGUCAAUAAUGCAGCGGAUGGUUCGGAUGUAAAUCUGACAGAUCUGGCCGUGGACAAUUUUGACCGUAUCUUCCAUACCAAUGUGCUAUUUCCCAUGCUUCUCCUCCAGCAGGCUCGGUCGCAACUGAGAAAGAAGGCAAGAAUUGUUAACAUCAGCUCUACAUCGGCACGGCGGAGCUUUCCUUCAGCAAUUACAUACGCCGCAUCUAAAGCAGCCCUUGAAAGUAUCACAAGGUCACUGGCAAAAGAGCUCGGUCGAGAGCUCGACUGCACGGUCAAUGCUGUUAAUCCCGGUCCGGUAAAUACCGACAUGUGGAAUAAUACGGAGGGGCCCGAGUUGGACGCUGUAACACAGAGGAUUACGAUGGAAACGGCUGCGGGCUCUCGCAUUGGUGAGACAAAUGACAUUGCACCGAUUGUAGCGUUCUUAUGUGAGGAGCAGUCAAGAUGGGUAACUGGAAGCACUGUAUGUGCGAAUGGCGGUUUAGUUAUGGUAUAGUCGCUAGCUUUAUAGGAGGAUGUGGUUUUCAACAACGCUUUGAUGAGCAGGGCAAUUCUCAGUGGCUAAUAACAAACCAGUACACAAUGCUAUCCUCAAAACAUUUUGUACCAAAAUAGGCCAUAGACACAUGUGAAAAGUAUGUUGUAGCUUUCGGGGAUAAAGCGUGUGGAUGGAAU